GCUUUACUCGAGCUGCGUGAAGCGACAAGACAAUACGACAAGACAAUAUGACAAGACAAUACGACAAUGCGACCGGCCGUCUGGUUGCAGACUUGUCUGGUUGCAGACUUGUCUUGUCGCAUUGUCUUGUCGCAUUGUCUUGUCGUAUUGCCUUGUCGUAUUGCCUUGUCUGGUUGUGCCGCCUGGUAUGGUCGUGCCACCUUGAGGGAAAAUAGAAACAACUCGGAUUCGGAGUGCCCGCCUAGUGUCGUCCGUCUGGUCGUGCCAUCUGGUGCGCCACAGGUGCCACAGGUGCCACAAAGCGGCAGAGAUAUGGUAUAGUGCGCACUGUAGGGCAGUCAUCUGACUGUGGUAUUUGGCUGUAGCAGGCUAAUGCCCUCCUUACCGGUCAGCCAAAAAAGAAUCGUUGCACCCUCCACCAUCACGU
Canariomyces notabilis is the source of this 427-nucleotide messenger RNA. RefSeq lists its product as uncharacterized. The record is from RefSeq and is a predicted model, not a curated record. NCBI's taxonomy places the organism in Eukaryota, Fungi, Ascomycota, Sordariomycetes, Sordariales, Chaetomiaceae. Bases 67 to 321 code for a protein of 84 amino acids. The transcript has 2 exons.